This is a messenger RNA of Knipowitschia caucasica, 543 nucleotides long. NCBI's taxonomy places the organism in Eukaryota, Metazoa, Chordata, Actinopteri, Gobiiformes, Gobiidae. The record is from the annotation of a GenBank genome assembly.
AUGCAGGGUCAGGGCCUCAUGCAGGGUCAGGGCCUCAUGCAGGGUCAGGGCCUCAUGCAGGGUCAGGGCCUCACGCAGGGUCAGGGCCUCAUGCAGGGUCAGGGCCUCACGCAGGGUCAGGGCCUCAUGCAGGGUCAGGGCCUCAUGCAGGGUCAGGGCCUCAUGCAGGGUCAGGGCCUCAUGCAGGGUCAGGGCCUCACGCAGGGUCAGGGCCUCAUGCAGGGUCAGGGCCUCACGCAGGGUCAGGGCCUCAUGCAGGGUCAGGGCCUCAUGCAGGGGGGUCAGGGCCUCACGCAGGGUCAGGGCCUCAUGCAGGGUCAGGGCCUCAUGCAGGGUCAGGGCCUCACGCAGGGUCAGGGCCUCAUGCAGGGUCAGGGCCUCAUGCAGGGUCAGGGCCUCAUGCAGGGCCCUGCCCCUGCCACCCACCCUCCCCCCCCGCCCCUGCCCCUGCCCCUGCCCCUGCCCCCCGGGCUCCCUUUAACAGCACCGGGCACACAACAUGUCGCUGCUGGGUCCACUGCCGCCGUCGAUGACACCGAGUGA